This is a messenger RNA of Xyrichtys novacula (pearly razorfish), 6600 nucleotides long. The record is from the annotation of a GenBank genome assembly. Lineage: Eukaryota; Metazoa; Chordata; Actinopteri; Labriformes; Labridae.
AUGAGCGACAGAGACAUGCUGCCCUACUCCCUAUUUAACGAAAUUCAUCUGGAUGGGGCCCUUUGUGACGCAGUCCUCAGAGUUCAGCAUGUGGAGUUUAAUAUCCACAAAAUUCUUCUCUGUCGUUGUAGUAACUACUUUCUGUAAGUUCACUCUCUGAUUUCAAAUGUCACCUGGAAAAGGAAUAUUUAAAACUAUACAAAAUUAACUUAAAAAGAGAACCAAUGAUGCACGUUUCCUGUCUGUCUGAGUACAGUCACAUGUCUGCUUUGGUAAAAGUUUUUGUGUAGAAAUAAAAAAGUUAACUUUUAUGAUGCUGACACAAAAUAAAAUUUUGGGGUGUGUUGAUCGGUUUGAAAAUAGUAAUUUCAAUGAUAUUACUCAUAAAGCUGAAUUUGACUCCAUGCUGGUGACCUAAUUCAAAAGCACAGCACUUUUAAUUAUUUAACACACAAAAGACCAUGCCUGAAAUUAAUUGUGGCAGCUGAUGAACUGUUUAGAAAAGACUUUGGGAAGCAAAACUAGAACUGCAUAUAUUUUUAGUCAAAAUUGUGUUUUUUUUUUCAUUUAUAUUGUAAGUCAGGGUGUACAAAGAGUAAUGCAUAAAAUGAGCAUUUAAUUCAUUGUUUCUUUUUCAUAAGUUAUGGUUAAGUAAGUUGAUUUCUUACAUGCAUACUGCAAAAUAAAGUGAACUAUAAAGGGUAGUAUAGAGGUUGUACAUAAAAACACAGGGUUGCAUUGUAUCCUGAUACUCAGUGUGGGCUUCAGAGUACUUAUGUAUUUUAGAUUGAUAUUUGCCCUGCAGUGUCAUGCAUUUGAAAACCCUCCAUGUAAUUUGGUCGGGUGUGUUUCAUCUGUUUUAAAAUGUCCCACAGAGCCCUGUUCACAAACUGGUCUGCCUCUGACCAAAGAGUGUUCGACAUACCUGGCCUUUCUCCUGCCAUGAUGCAGCUCAUUAUUGAGUUUGCCUACACUGGCUCAGUGUGUGUGACCAGUGACAAUGUCCAGGAGCUUUUGGUCGCUGCCGAUCAGUUCAACAUUAUGGAUAUUGUAAAAGCCUGCUGUGGCUUCCUGGAAAAAGAGCUUUCUCCAGAGAACUGCAUCGGCAUCUGGCAGUUAACCAAAAUCAUCCUCUGCUAUGGACUGGAGGAGAAGGCUUAUCGCUACAUCACUGAUCACUUUGAGGAGGUAGCUUCCCACGAGGAGUUCCUGGAGCUGUCUCUGCAGGAGCUUGCAGACUUCCUGGAGAAAGACGAACUCAAUGUGAAACAUGAGAAGACCACGUUUGAGGCUGUUGUUCACUGGAUUAACCACAGACAGGGAGAACGGGAAGAGCACAUCAGUGUACUUUUGCCAAAGGUAAGUAGGCCUUGGGGGGUUCCCAUAACCACACAGAAUGAAAAAACUACUACCAUUGCAUUUUGGUGGUUGUAAUUAUGAGCAAAAGAACUUGUUUUUGAGGGAAAAACUGAACAAAUGAUGGAUCAUAAUUAUGCAUCACAAGGGCUUCUUGUCCUUGAAAGCCACCAUCACUUCACCAAUGGACGGGGUGAGCAAGGGAGCAUUUAAAUCCAGAAUCUGAUGGCUAGGUACCAUUAAAGCCUAAACACUGUACCCUAAAAGUCCAGUAGGUAUUAGGGCAUUUUUACAGCAGUUAAAUUAGCCCCGAAACAAAUCUGCAGGUUUGUGUUUUAUGUUUGUGGCAGCUCUACCCGGCCUCUAUCAUUUCCUGGCCUCAGAUUUCCUGAAUCAAGUCAGGACAGCCACAACCUUAUCUAACAUGGAGAAGGUGUUAGCACCUUUGAGACUCUGGGUACAUCUCAAGUUUCUUCUUUGAAGUUUUAGAGGCUGUCCCAAACCUGCCAACUCGCAGACUAUCCCACAGCUCUUUUUUUUUUUUUCAAAGAAAUCUCUUCCUGGUUUCUCUCCAGGCAUCCUUUAUGAAGAUAUACUUGCUUUUUUUAGCUUUGCAUACACAACUGACUGCAUUAUGAACUUAACUGUGCACUAAUUGACACUUAGCAUUGCACUCAGCAUGUUAAAGCAGGAUAUGUUAGAGGGCACAGCAGAGCUCAGGUUGUAUGCAACUAUCAGAUUCAGGGAUGUAAAAAUGACAUAGCAGAAGUCACAGAGGAAGUCACUGUUAAUGUAUUUUUAAACAUAAAUUGAACCGAUCUCUUAUCCAGCUGUUUUGACUGGGAUGUUAGCGACACAUUGUGCAGAUUUGGAGACUUGAUAUUCAAGUCUCUCUGAAACAUGUCCUGUCACUGUUGUUCCUCCUGCUGUGUUGACUGUCACAUCCUUAUAUCUACACUGCUCCCCCUCAUUUAUGUGCAUACUUCCUCUCCCGCCUGUGUCCUGUAAAUUUUUUAAGAAUGUGCAAAGUCGACAUGGUGAUCAGACACAGAAAUAAUGUCAGAUAUCGUAAACCAACUAUCAAACACAGCCACUGUGGCAGCCAUGGAUGUGGAACAAAUGAAAUCUGCUCCUGCAUCUGUAUUAGAAAGUGUUUCAUGCUGCAUAUAAAAUGGAAAACAUAUAGGUUCCUAAGUCAUGUGCACUCAAACAUCCAAAUCCAAGGUAAUGUGAGAUCAAUCCCUCAUCUAUUAGAAAUCACAUUUCAGUUGACAAUUUCUCAUUUUGUCUGUGUAGGUCCGUCUGUCUUUGACGAGUGUGGAGUACAUCAUCAGCUGUGUCAUGCCCAAUGAGCUAGUGAGAAACAACGCUCACUGCAUGCAGGAGCUUCGUGGCUUGGCACAAAUCACUAAGAGUGGACCCCCUGAUUUCUCUAACCCCUAUAUCUGCCCUCGCCUGCCUCCCGCCAUCCUGUUGGCUAUAGGGGGCUGGAGCGGUGAUGGUCCGACCAAUGGAAUCGAGGCGUACGAUGUCCGAGCCAACCACUGGCACAAUUUUACAGACAAUUCAGAGCAUCCUCGAUCCUUUCAUGGCAUAGCCUACCUCAAUGGAAGUGUCUACUGUGUCGGUGGAUUAUACCAGUUGGAGCAUUUCAACAGCGUUCGCCGGUGGGACUUGAGCACAUAUACCUGGCAUGAAGUAGCGCCGAUGUACUGCCGAAGGGGCUUUGUUAGUGUUACUGUGCUGGAUGGGUGGAUCUAUGCCUUAGGAGGGUUUGAUGGUCAUACACAACUCAAUACUGCUGAGCGUUACAGGCCAGAGACCAAUCAGUGGAGUUUGAUUCCACCCAUGAAUGAGCGGAGGAGCGACGCUGACUGCACGACACUGAAUAACAAGGUGGGUGAGACAGAAGAGCACUGAUGAUUUGAUUUGCUGUAUCUACUUAAAAAAAGAUUUGAUUCAGUCAAACUUGCAGCACUUUAAGAAGGACAGGUGUAAGGAAACUGAAUGAGGUCAAAAUCCCUGAUUAGUUUUUUGACCUUUCAAAUGUGUGUUUAAAGCCCCCUGUGAGGAUUUUUCAGCUGGUGAUAAAAACAGACUGAAAUUAAUAUUGGUGUCUCUCUAUGACCUACAAAUGCAAACUAAACCAUCAGGGGAAAAAGCUGAUGAUUUAUUUGUUCUCAUAAUUAAUGCCUGAUACCAGUGAUGCAGGUUAGGACAAGACAAGGUCUCAUCUGUGUUGUGCUCGUUAAGUUUGGUUUGUGUGUGUCUUGAUAGUGGGAACAAAGUUAUCUAAAAAAGGAAAAACUAUCCUGUUCUACCCAGGUUUACAUAUGUGGAGGCUUCAAUGGGCAGGACUGCCUGCAAACAUGUGAAUACUACUGCCCAGAAACUAACCAGUGGACAGUGAUCAGCCCCAUGAACAACCCGCGCGGUGGGAUUGGCGUCGUGGCAUACUCAGGCUACAUUUAUGCUGUAAGUCCAUUCAGUCACUGAUAGUUUGUUCAAAAACAAUAAAACAAACUAGAUGUUAAAAUCAACAAACUGACAUAGGUUUUCCCAGCUGCUUUGUCAUUUAUAAGUACUAAAUAGUUAUUUUGGUAACACUUUACAAUAACCAUAAUUUAUAAAUGGUAAAUAGAUAGUCUUUUAAUGUUUUAUCAUCAUUUAGAAACAGCAUAUAGACCAAUUAUAAAUGGCAAAUAGAUAGUUUAUUAAUGUAAGUUAUAUAGUUACUUUAUCAUUAACAAGCAAUGAAAUUAUGAUUAAGAAUUUUCAUUACUUAUUGAUAGACUAUUUAUUUAAGGUUUACAUAGGGUUUAAAUAUUGGUUGUGUAACAUCUAGAUUAAAAUGUGUGUCAGUAGCACUUUGUAAAUGGUAAAUAUUUUGUUUAUAAAACAAAUAUAAAUAUGACUUAGACAGUUAUUGUAAAGUUGCAACUGAUGUUUGUAAUACUUUGUAAAUGAUGAAUAAGUGGUUUUUAAACCACCUAUAAACAUUACUUAGAUGGUUAUUGUAAAGUCAGGGUUAGGGUUAGAGUUAGGAUUUAAAAAAUGUAAAAUUUACAAUUUAUUAAUGGUCUAUAUGCUAUUUAUAAAUGAUGAUAAAACAUUAAUAAACUAUCUGCUCACUAUAUAAAUGGUCUAUUUACCCAGGGUUUUUCCUGCGUUCAAAAUUGCGUGGCGGCCGCCUCCACCUAAUUUUGUGCCGCCCCCAGCCAGAGCGAUUGAUUUCGCUCAACACAGCGUAAAGCUCCAGCUGUGUUGAUUGAGCGAUUGAUGUCCCGAUGCAGCAGCAACGUAUUUUAACUGCAGUUGCAGCGUUGCACCACUAUAGAGGCGCUAUAUCAACAGCAGUGCACCGGAAAGACCUGAAGCAUCUACCGAAGAAGAAACGGAUCGAAUCAUGUUUUUUCAAGUUUUUUUCCCGCUAGUUGGUGCUAUCGGCGUCCUGAUUUUCCCUGGCGGAUGGUACAAACAGGUAAAUACUGCUUCUCUUUUUUGCAUCCAAGCAUGUCGUGUUUAUUUAAAAAAAAAAAGUUUACUCCGUUUUUUAGCGUUGCAGUUAUGACAGGCAAAAUCAGACAGUACUUUAAAAAGCGACCUCGCGAGGAGGAAAGUCAAGAGUCCAGGUGAAACACAGCAGAGAAAAAACGUAACAGGCAGUUAAAAUGCUAUAAUUCAUGUUGGUGACAACGUGGAAAUUUGUGUCAGGUCUGAAAGUACUUCACAAGGGACUGGUGAUCGCGAGGGUCAGAAUGCAGGACAGGACGAGUCGGCGAGGCGAGGGUAAUUAAUUAAUUAGUUUCCAAUUAGGAGCAUAACAACGCAAAGCCGACGUGUACGUGGUUUUUAUUCCUCUUUCCAGAUCUUCUCAAAAACACAGAGCCAGUGGCUUUGACAAGCAGUGGCUCAAUCAAUUUACCUGGCUCAGGCAUACUGAGGAAGGCAUGCACUGCUAUUUAUGCCAAAAGCACUGUGCCCCAACACAGCAGGCAAUUGCUGCCUCCUUAGUGAGACAGCCAUCAACCAACUAUAGGCUGGACACAUUAAAGAGACAUGAGGUGACAGCCGUUCACAAAGCAGCAGAAGAGAAGGAGAAAUAUAUUAAAGAUGGUAGUACCUAAAAAAACUCAACUAAUAAAGUUACAAAAACUAAAAUAACAUAGUUUAGAUAGUUUAAGAAAUAAUUGGUUGUCGUUUUUUUUUUAGGGAGGACACUGCAGCGUAUACAUAUAUAUGAUUGAAAACACUAUCACUCUUCAUGUCUGUAUCAGAAUAAAAACAAAAAUACUUAAUACAUGAUGAAUUGUUUUGUUUAAGGUGAAGACAAACAGACUGAAGGAGAGGCACUUGGAUGUCUGUUGUAAGGUGGCCGUUGAUGGACCAGACCAGGAGGCCUUGGACUACAAGGAGUGCAUGAGGAGGUUCUACAGAAUGAAAAAGAGGAGGCUGAAAUGUUCUGUCUGGUUGCGAGAUGUGUGGAUGAAGUGUACUUUCAAUUUAAAGUUGCCAGCUGAUUUGUGUAUGUAUAUAGUUUUAAUAAAUGAAUGCUUUAACAUGAUAAUGGUCACACUCUUUUUUGAACUCUUAACUUAAAGUAUGUUGCCUGUAAAAGAAAGUGAAUCGGUUGAAUUUACAAAUACAUGCACGUCGUGGCGCAUGGUCAGGAUGGUGCCACCUCUGCCUCAAUUUGAGCCAGGAAAAACCCUGUUACCAUUUAUAAGUUAUGGUUAUUGUAAAGUGUUACCGUUGUUUUUCUUCAGAUUUAGAAACUCUGGGAUAUAAUUGUGAAAUGUGGGGAAAUCGGGUUCAGUCCAGUUUCACUGAUUCUCCAACUUUACUGCUUUAGGUUGGUGGCUUUGAUGGCAAUGAUCGUCUGAGCACUGCAGAGGCUUACAACCCCCAUACCAACACCUGGAAUGACAUACCCUCCAUGCAAAACCCUCGCAGCAACUUUGGAAUUGAAGUGCUUGAUGAUUACCUCUUUGUUGUUGGGGACUUCAACGACUUCACCACCACAUUAAACGUUGAAUACUACGACGCCAUAAACAAUACUUGGACUGAGGCUGCCGACAUGGAGAUUUCCCGCAGUGAUGUCAGGUGCUGCGUGGUGUCCGGGGUCAACAGGGACAGAUUCAUUAUCCCUCGAGACAACCUGCUACAUGCCACGGAGACUGAGUUUGCCGAUUCAGGAGAGUCCUCCUAAUACCAGGCUUGGACCUCUAACCCCAAAAAAUAAAC